AUGACCAGCACCAGCAAUCUGCGACAGAAUUACAGCACAGGAGACAUCGACGACGCUUCGCCUCCACCAACAAGACCAGCCGAACCUCAUCAUACAAAUGCGACACUUGUCACGCCCGGAGGGACUCAGGUCCCACCAACAUAUUCGAACUUUGAAGACUCGCCUUCCAAGAAACCAACAACGACCACGAAAACGAUCCUGGACGAUGCCUGCAAACAUCUCAUUUCAGUCGACGAAAAGCUCAGGCCUGUGAUCGAGAAGCAUUACUGUCGCAUAUUCAGUCCAGAAGGUUUAGCUGAGCAAAUCGAUCCUUUCCGGAGCUUGACAAGCGGGAUUAUGGCCCAGCAAGUUUCCGGUGCAGCAGCGAAAAGCAUUAAGAACAAAUUCAUCAGCCUUUUCCCAGCAGAGGCAUGUCCGAAUGGCUUUCCGCCUCCAAGUAUCGUAGCCAAGACUGAUAUUGCGACAUUGAGAACGGCCGGUCUCAGCCAGCGGAAGGCAGAAUACAUCCAAGGCCUGGCGCAGAAAUUUCAUUCCGGGGAGCUUUCCGCGAAAAUGCUAAUGGAGGGUUCCGACGAGGAAGUCAUGGAGAAGCUCGUAGCUGUUCGUGGCCUCGGAGCUUGGAGUGUAGAGAUGUUUAUGUGCUUCGGUCUAAAGCGUAUGGAUAUCUUCAGCACCGGCGAUCUUGGUGUGCAAAGAGGCAUGUCAGCAUUUGUAGGACGAGAUGUCGCUAAGCUGAAAGCGAAGGGUGGUGGCAAAUGGAAGUAUAUGAGUGAGAAGGAUAUGUUGGAGAUUAGCGAGAAGUUCAGACCCUAUAGGAGCUUGUUCAUGUGGUACAUGUGGCGGAUAGAGGAUGUGAAUGUUGAUGCUGUACAGGACAAUGCGGAGAGACCUGUUGAUGCGUAG
Messenger RNA from Pseudocercospora fijiensis CIRAD86, 903 nucleotides. RefSeq lists its product as uncharacterized. Gene Ontology annotation, molecular function: DNA-7-methylguanine glycosylase activity; alkylated DNA binding; DNA-3-methyladenine glycosylase activity. Gene Ontology annotation, cellular component: nucleus; protein-DNA complex. The transcript has 2 exons. Bases 1 to 903 code for a protein of 300 amino acids. The record is from RefSeq and is a predicted model, not a curated record. Lineage: Eukaryota; Fungi; Ascomycota; Dothideomycetes; Mycosphaerellales; Mycosphaerellaceae. Gene Ontology annotation, biological process: base-excision repair, AP site formation; DNA alkylation repair; base-excision repair.